GCCUUUGCUUUCAUCGGAGAAUGUGUUGAUUAAGGUUUUUUUUUGUAUGUCCCGUUUCAAUGAUUAGUGGUUUUUUUUUCUCUGUCUUGUACUUGAUUCACAAAAACUAAUCUACACUUUUGAGUAUUGGUGAGACAAAUAGGAUAUAUAAACAGAAGGAAGUAUCAUCCCGGAACAGUGUAUAUUGUUCAAACUGUGUUCAAACUCAAAAACGAAAAUGAUGUCCAAACUACGGAUAACAUUGAUUGCUAUAGUCGCAAUCAUACUUUUUGAUCAGAUUGCGGCUAAUCCGCCAGAAACAGAGGAUCUUGCUGCUUUGGAAAAGUGGAAGACUGAAUGUGAUGCGUCAGGCGAUUUCACACCAAAGGAGGAUACUGUAACAAGGUUAAAAAAUCUACAAAGGUGGCUAAGGAAACAAAAGAAACCUAUUGAAGAAAAGUCUGCAAAACUAUUAGAUUGGUUAAAUGAGAACAAGAAAUCAAUCAAGAAAGUGUUGGGGGCUACAGCAAAGGCUACAGGAAAGGCUGCAGCAAAGGCUGUACCAAAGAUUGAUUGGGAUUUCAGUUGCUGCAGCUGCGAAGGAGGAUGUGUUCUCGAUGACAUUCUAGAUUAAUAUCCAGUUUUCCGUGGCUAAAGCAAUUUGAUGAAUUAACAUAAUUUGUUUAAAUGAAUUUACAUGAUUAUCCGAUGUAUUCAAAUAAAACUAGCGCAUUUUCCAUCAGUUACGUAACAAGCAAAUUACAAAAGUAAAAAUGAUUCCCUAGUAAAAAUACUAUAUUUAUACCUCUCAAUUAACUGUGAAAAUCUAUGUUUCGAC
Molecule: messenger RNA, 817 nt
Organism: Sitodiplosis mosellana (orange wheat blossom midge)
Lineage: Eukaryota; Metazoa; Arthropoda; Insecta; Diptera; Cecidomyiidae
Exons: 6
Coding region: 218-613 (131 amino acids)
Source: RefSeq, a predicted model, not a curated record